Arabidopsis lyrata subsp. lyrata is the source of this 1032-nucleotide messenger RNA. RefSeq lists its product as uncharacterized. Lineage: Eukaryota; Viridiplantae; Streptophyta; Magnoliopsida; Brassicales; Brassicaceae. Bases 141 to 896 code for a protein of 251 amino acids. The record is from RefSeq and is a predicted model, not a curated record. The transcript is spliced from 6 exons.
AAAACAAUAGGGGCACGUGGCAGCAUCGGCGUUAAAAAGCAUGUGGCGUAGACUCGCUCUCCUUUCUCCUUCCCCUUCUUCUUCCUCCACCGCCUCACGCAUCUCUCUGUUUCUGUGGUUCUGUUUCUGACUUUUUGGUAAUGGCGGAGACUUGUUCGCUUCUCUUCUCUACCUUCUCCUCUCACCUCACGAUCUCCCCUUUUCGCCACUCUCAUCCCUCCGCCGCUCGAUUCUCAUCUCUUCUUUCCCGCGUUCGGCCAUCUCGAUUCGCCGUAAAGGCAUCACAUUAUGGUAGCUUCUCCGAUGACGAUUCUUUCAACUUCUUCCCAUGGUUGAAGAAAAGAUCAAUGGAGUUACUGAUUCAAGUGAUUGCUUUGUUUUGUACAGAGAUUGAAUGGGUUCCUGAAGAAAGAAUUACACUUUUCACUACUGAUGGACUAGUUCAGAUUGGAGGCAAUAUGUCUCACAAUUCAAAAACUAGUCAGAAUGUAGAACCGGUUUCAAAUAAGAAACAUGGGAGAUCCAAAUCUCCAGAAAAACAUCAAAAGUUUCAAGAAAGUGCCUACAUGGAUCCCGCUCAAGGUCUAUGUCUUGGAGCUCUUUUCGACAUCGCAGCUACAAACGGACUGGAUAUGGGAAGAAGACUAUGUAUCUUUGGAUUCUGUCGUUCUGUUGAGAUGCUUAGUGAUGUUGUUGAAGACACUGUUUUAGAACACGGUGGAGAGAUUGUAGCUACAGAGACAGAGAGCACAAGCGGUUUACAAGAGAAGCUAACGAUGACAGUGGCAGUUCCAUAUCUCUGGGGGGUUCCUCCGGCUGCAGAAAGGCUUCAUCUUGCGGUUCGAACCGGUGGAGGCAUCGUAGACAAAGUUUAUUGGCAAUGGCAUUUCUUGUGAUAUUCACAUAUUUCUCCAAAACAUUGGCUCUAACUCACAACCACAAGUGUUUAUAUAUCCCAUUCAUUGUACAGAACCAUUACAUUUGUUAUAAAUUCCCCUUAAUCCCAUAAUUUAUAUCAUCAAUUAAAUAAAA